Messenger RNA from Humulus lupulus (European hop), 1398 nucleotides. RefSeq names its product probable BOI-related E3 ubiquitin-protein ligase 3. The record is from RefSeq and is a predicted model, not a curated record. Gene Ontology annotation, molecular function: ubiquitin-protein transferase activity. The transcript is spliced from 2 exons. Bases 201 to 1109 code for a protein of 302 amino acids. Lineage: Eukaryota; Viridiplantae; Streptophyta; Magnoliopsida; Rosales; Cannabaceae.
CUCCAUCACCUUUGUUUUCUAUAUGUUAUGUUUAUGAGAGAGAGCUAGAAGGUUGAGAGAAAGAUUGGAUUUUUUUCAUCUGUAAACGAGUUUAGUCUUUGGUUUGAAGAGAACCCAUUUGAGUAUAUGAACCAGUGAGAAAAGGGUCGAGCUCGUUUCAAGAGAAGGAUUUGAUUUUUGGCUUUGGUGAUCGUUUAGAAAUGGCUAUUCAAGCACAGUUGUAUCAGGAUAAUCUUGGGUUUCCUUUGUUUGGUUCACAGGAUUUGAUGAUGAUGCCGGUUCCGGAUGUUGUUAAUGGCUGUGGUGCUAAUAAUAGCUUUGGUUUUAAUCAGUUUUGUUUCAAUGUUCCUCAAAAAAAUCAACAACAAGUUCUGAUGCCUGAGUUGCAGAAUCUUCAACCGAGAAACGACAACGUUUGGUUCGAUAACACUAAAAACAACACUAGUAAUACAAUUACUCCUACUCCUUCAACAAUGGCUUUUUCUCAUAGUGUAAUGGAUCAAGUUGAGAAGCAAAGACAAGAAAUCGAUCAAUAUGUGAAAUUCCAGAAUGAGAGAUUGAGAUUAUUGAUUCAAGAGCAAAGAAAGCAACAAUUUUUAUCGUUAAUAAAGAAAGUUGAGCCUAAACUAUUGGGACUACUGAGAUAUAAGGACGAAGAACUAUUUCAAGCAACGAAGAGAUCAAUGGAGCUCGAAGAUUUACUGAGAAAGUUAGAAACUGAGAAUCAAAUAUGGCAGAGAGUGGCUCAAGAGAACGAAGCCAUGGUUAUGUCAUUGAACAACUCACUAGAGGAAGCUAGAGAGAGAGCUCUGUGUUGUUUCAACAAUGGCGCCGAAGACGCCGAGUCUUGUUGUGACGUGGGUAUGGAAGAAGAAGAAAACAGGGAAGUAGCAGGACAGGAACAAAACGACGACGUAAUAGUAGUAACAGAGGAGAACAGAGAACACAAAACGACAAUGGUUUGCAAAGCCUGUAAUUCUCGAAGCUCGAGCGUUCUUUUCCUACCUUGCAGGCACCUUUGUUCAUGUAAAAUUUGUGAACCCUUUCUCGAUUCUUGCCCAGUGUGUAGAACUACGAAGAAGGCUAGUAUAGAGGCUUUAAUUUUCUAGGCUACUUUCCCGGAAAAACAAGAAAGAAAAUUGUAAAAAAAAAAAAAAAAAGCUUAGAUUUUAAGCAUAGCUGAUGAUCAUUAAGGAUAUGGAUGCACAUAAACUGAUAACACCCCAUUUUCGAUGCAAGGAUUGGUUUUUUUUUUUCCUAAAUUAAAAUAUUUUAUUUAUUUAUUUAUUUAUUUGUUUCUUUUUAGGGACUCUGAACAUGGAUUUGUUUUGUACCUUAAACAACCAAAAUGAAUUGAGCCAGAGUUUUUAGUACAUUAAAGAGCAUCUUUACUUUUCA